AUGGCCUCCUACACUCUGGCCGGUCGCCUGUGGGCUCUACAGAGAGCGCUUCAAUACGGUUUCUUCUCUGGGAUGUCCACAAGAGCGAUCGAUCCCGCUGCUGUACGGGGCAGAGAAUUCAAAAGAAUUGUGAAGAAAGGUGGGGCAAGGACAAAGCAGGCACUUGUGGAAAGUCUGUGUCGAUUGGCAAGACAAGGAGAUGCAGACACUUCUUGGGACCUACUGGCUGAGGGCUGCGACCCUGAUCUGAAGGAUAAGGACGGCUGGACACCACUUUUGUACGCAUCUGACAGAGGACAAGAUAGAAUUGUGAAGCUUCUGCUUGACAGAGGUGCCAAAGUGGAUUUGACAGAUGAGACUUCCUGGACGCCACUGAUGGCUGCUGUGGACAACAACAACUACGCUGUGAUGCAGACUCUAAUCAACAGUGGGGCAGAUGUGCAGCGUGUCAACAGGGUUUGUCGAUCGGCUCUGCACCUUGCUUGUGCUACAGGGCGUACCAGGAAUGCUGCACUUCUGGUGGAUGCAGGGGCUGAUGUGAAUAAGUUAGACAAGCAUCACUGGACACCACUGCACUUCGCUGCAGACAAAGGGAGCGCAGACAUCACCAGGGUGCUGUGCCAUACGGGCGCCAACGUUGAUGCUGUGAAUAAGCUUCUUGAGACACCGCUGCACCUUGCUGUUCGAAGAGGAAAUUGGGCCACGGCCGAAUUGCUGCUAAAGUAUGGUGCUGACCCCGAUGCGAAGGACAAGGACGGCAAGACGGCUAUGGAUGCAGCUCAAGAAAGUGGGUAUUCCAAACUUGGGCGAAAUCUGGACGACAAAUUAGCCAAGGGGAAAAGGCUAAGACGAAAGGUGGCCGUUCCCGACCCCAGCGGCGAACCUGUCGCCAGGGUGGUUCAUUUGGACGUGGGUGGGAGCCGUUUUGUGACUUCCCGGGCCACCCUCACCUGCAUUCCGGGUAGCUACUUCUGGAUGGCUUUCAACCCAGAGGCGGACAUUCCUGUGGGUUUCGAAGACCACAGCUUGGGCGCCCUGGGCCCUGGGCCUGGCAAGGAGUUGACGCGCAAGUCGGACCAGCAACUGUUGAUCGACAGGGAUCCCCACAUGUUCCUGCCUGUCCUCGAGUUCAUGAGAACGCUGCACUACUCCAAGAUGAGGGCGUUGGAGCUGCCAGAGGACAGGUAUGCAGUGGACGCCCUGCUGAGGGAGGCCAGGUUCUACCGCCUGGUCCCCAUGAUGGCCAAGAUCCUGGAGGAGGUGGAGUUCAGGAUGCGGAAGACGCUGCGCAAUGCGCAUAGCCCCAAGAAGAGGCACAAGGUGGUGGGCGGCAGAGCCCUGUACAAGCCAGAGAAUCGCGUCCCGGUGAUUCUGGACAAGGUGGCCAUUGACAAUGUGCCAGGGUCUUGGGAGGGUGCCGCACGGGAUGGGGAGCACCUGGCAGCCGACGAGGUGUGA
Messenger RNA from Ostreobium quekettii, 1458 nucleotides. NCBI's taxonomy places the organism in Eukaryota, Viridiplantae, Chlorophyta, Ulvophyceae, Bryopsidales, Ostreobiaceae. The record is from the annotation of a GenBank genome assembly.